This is a messenger RNA of Pseudozyma hubeiensis SY62, 1866 nucleotides long. RefSeq names its product DNA mismatch repair protein mutS. The transcript has a single exon. The coding region runs from base 1 to 1866 and encodes 621 amino acids. The record is from RefSeq and is a predicted model, not a curated record. Lineage: Eukaryota; Fungi; Basidiomycota; Ustilaginomycetes; Ustilaginales; Ustilaginaceae.
AUGCAGGUCGCGUCACGCUUGGAGGUGGCAUCCUUGGCGCCGCCCUCCAGAGCCACUUCACGUGCAUCAUCGUACCACACGGUGCUCGACGAAUUCAUCGAUGCUCGCACCGAUCAACCAGCUGAAUCUCCAACGUAUGCGGAACCACCUCGUUCCGCCCCUCUGAACGCCGCGUCCUCUCCAUCGACCGAACCAAAGGUCGAAUACGAGACCUCCAAACACUCUCGACAAGGCAAAGCCCUGAUCAUUGAGCACCCUACUCUUGUCAACUUUGUUCCCACAAGCGAGAUCCAGACCGCGGUCAGUCAGACAGCCGAUCGACUCAUUAUCGAUACCAUACUUCCACCAACAGCUGUGCUGCGCGCGAGUGACCAGAACAGUCGUCCUCAUGCAUAUGUCCGAUCACCAAACGGUACGGGAGGAGCAGGAUACGAUGCGAAGGAGGUAUUGAGGAGACAUGAGGAUGAGCUGCGACGGACAUUGCAGUCAAAGAUGACGAGCAAUUACGAUCCUACGGGGAGGAUCAAGGAGGAUAUCAUGAAGACAUUGAGUGGGGUGACGAGGUUCCCAGAUCCAGUUGGCAUAAAGGGAAAGGAGUACAGCAAGGGGAAGUGUCCCUGUGUUUGUUGCGAGAUGGGAUGUGAGAAUCCGGUUCAGCCUUACAAGGAGGGGGAGAUGGUUGCGCCACGUAUAUCGACCAAUGUCGAGCAGCCUCAGCUCGGUACUGCACACAUCACGCAACAAGGUAUCUCGCAGCCGACUAUAGCUCCCGUUGCACCACACCAAACAGUGCCACAGAAACUUACCGAAUCGCAGCCAAGCACAGCAACAAGUACGUCGACGCUAGGUCCACAGCAACCAGCACUUGGGCCAGCAUCCGAGCCAACUAGUAGCUCCGAACCUAUGCACUCGUUCCUGGACAUGAAAGAGGCAUCGACUCGUCGAUCCGGUCAUCGAAGAUUCGGCUCCUGGAGAGGACCUAGAGACAGCGCAGACGGUACAAGCAGCAAGAACAGGUCAUUGUUCGCCUUCUUGACUUUUGGUCGACACAAUCGUUCGCGAUCGCAACUGGAUCUGCCUUCUCGUUCCGAGUUAACACAGCAAGACUUUGCGACGAAGCAGGAGCCACUUUCUGCACCUGCGUUGGCGCCAGCACCUGCUCUAGCUACCAGUUCACGAGAUCCGUCGGCUACACACCCUGCAGAACCGACACGUUCGCGAUCGUUCUCCGACCUGGUCAAGAGACGACGUAGCAAGCACAUCGCUAGUAUCUCCGAACCGAUUCCACCUCUUUCGACUUCGAUCACCUCGCCCACCCUCUUCGACACUACUCCCGAAUACAACGAGCCUCUGCCUUCACGAUAUUCAUCAUCCGAACGACCCUCCUUUCUCAACACCUUCCCUACCACUACACCAUCUCUUCCGGUCAGACACUCAAUGGACAGCACACGACCGUUCUUCACAACACCCGCGACCCCACCGCGUCGAAGCAGCAAGUUGUACGCCGUCAUCAGUCGACCUAAGCCGGGAGGCGGUGCGCGUACCGCCUCCGACAAUCAAUCUGUCAGACGAUCGAUCGACAGUGCGAUCCCAAGAAACUCCACAGGUACCUUUUUGAUAGGUCAGAUCGUUGAGGAGGAUGAGCUGGCAGGGAUGGUUGGUGCGGGGAGAAGAGAGUGGGAUGGAGGGGAGGCGUCGAGAAGACAAUCUGCUUUGAUGUCGAGUUAUCGACCUGCUGCGGGGUCGGAGGUGGGGCAGGAUCAAGCUCAUGCCGUCGCGAACGGUAUGACCGAGCGGGGCAAUUCCGACGUGGUUUCGCCGGAUGGUAUCGAACAGCCUCAUUUUCAGAUCGGUGUUGCGCUGUAA